AUGUCUGAUCAAACAGUCAAUAUCCCACAACUCCUCAUCAUAAUUCUAGUCGGAGCGUUCGCAGUGCGGUAUUUAUUUUUCUCCGGGUCCAAUAACGGUUCCUCGGCCUCGAAUCGCAAUAGCGCAAGUAAUGUUCGAGCACGAGAGGCAGAUGUUGAGCGUAUACAACAGAUGUUUCCGCAGGUGUCGAGGAGGAGUAUUAUGUGGGAUUUACAGCGGAAUGGAGGAAAUGUAGUGGCUACCACGGAGCGGAUAUUGAGUGGGAGAGGCUUAGAAGUUCCUCCUCAAUCUUUCCAACCUCCGCUCCCAGCACCCGCCGUCGCCUCUUCAACAUCAAUCCAAUCUUCCAAGCCCACCCAGCCAGAUUUAAUAACGCGAUACAAUCUGAAAGCGAAGCUAGCAGAAGAACAAGCGGAAAAACGAGAGGCUGAAGAGCGAGAAUCGAAACAGAAGCAAGCAGGGGGUGCAGCUUGGAGUUCUAAUAAAAAUGAAAGACAGGCGCUUUUGCAGAAGAGGAGAGAAGAGAUGAUUCUAGCGGCAAGGAGGAAAAUGGAAGCGAGAGUUGCGAAGGAGGUUGAGCAGGGUGGAAGUGGUGAUCGUAUGGCGCAAAGCGUCAUGAGACGUCCAAGUCUCCGCCGAUUUAAGCAAAGCACGGAUGGGUCAUCAUCCCCUCCUGCAGAUCCUUCUUGUACACCCUCCUCCAGUUUCCGCGGCUCGUCGUAUUUUACUUCAAAAGUAGUAAAGCGGGCAAAGAAGGCAAGCGAAGAUUCGCCAAACUAUUCAUCUCCCUUAUCUUUCUGGACCAAGCGAAAUUCUCCAGAAAUCGAAGAGAGCCCCCACGAAACCACUAUUGUAAAUGACCCUGGUUCUACAGCGGAAUCAAAGUCGCCAAGGAAAGACGUUCAAGAUUGGAACAUUACUAGACUUUUUGAUCCAAUUCCCAGUGAUUCAAUCAAUCAAAUCCCGGUACAAGGUCCAUCUCAUAGCAACUCGGAUUGGAAUGAACCGAGAAAUCUUGACACAAGACCGAUUGUUCCACAACAAGGAAUUGACCCGCCUCGACCUGCCCGUGAAGGUUAUGAAUGGGUAUGGUUUCCAGCAGGAUACUGGGCUGAGCGCGAACUACCAGCAGGGCUCAGCAUAACAAAUCCAGAAGGGCUUAGAAGUAGUAAAACCUAUUUCUUUUCAAGAGCUGCUGAGAGUGGGAGCAAUGACUCUGAGGGAUCCACCUCGCCAAAAGGCUCUCGAAGGUUUUGGGGUAGCUUCUCUUCCAGAGUUGCCAAACAGUAUUCAGGGCAAUCUUUCAAGGGGUCCAUCAACUCCGCUAUAUCUUCAAGUAAAAGUGAGAGGUUUUUGAAUACCUUGCAAUCGAUAUCGCCGACCCAUUCUCGGAAUGAUUCUCCUUCGGUUGAAUCCGAAGGGCUGUGUGGUAAGACAAAACGCAACACACCUUUAAGACGGCAUCUUGCAGUACCCUUUAGUAGGAAGAAAAAGGCCAAGCCUGAUACGCCAUCUGUUGCAUCUUCACGAGUUACGACAUCUAGUCCUCAAACUGCACGGGUACUCGAGGGUGCCAUUGGCUAUUUCGAUACAUACGGAGAGCAGCCAAACGCUACAUCGUCAUCCUCAAACGCAUCGAUGGGCUCGAAGCCCCGGUGGAGAUUUGGAACCCUUCCGUGGCAUCGGAGGUUAUCUGACAAUUCGAUGUCAGCCUCUAGCUCCAUAUGUGAUCUAUUGGCCGGAAAGACGCCAAUGGGAACACCAAGAUCCGAUCAACGUUAUGUUGGAACAGCAGGAAAAUCAUACAUGAAGGUUGAAAUAUCGGAACCUGAUGCACCUACUUUUCUGCCGUCUGAAGCUCAACGUGUCGAUACGCCACUAUGGUCCCCCAAGCGAGACCCACGGCGUGGUUUUCUUUCAAACAUGUUUCCAUACGAGAGUGAGCAAAAGGUACCAGAGAAACACUCUAGUAGCACGUCGAGACCACGACGUGAUACGAAUCGCUCGACUUUACGUCACUUGUUGAAAACGCCAACGCUGUUCACACCAAAUAGUCGUCAUGGGUCACCAGAUUCCGAAAGGCACUCUAAAUCGAGACCUCCAACACCCAUGAGAUCUUCUGUAUCGCAGCACUUUUCGAAAGCCCAUGCAUUUGAACUUAAUGUUCCUGAUCAUUUACCUAACAGUCCACUAUGCCCCGCAAAUCCUAUGCAUCCGAGCAACGGCCAGGCACUCACCUUCCAGCAAUCUUGCUUCUUCUCUAAACCCGAAAACAAAAACGUAAGGCAAUAUCAUCUUUUGACAUCGAUCGAAUUGAUCAUCAUGUCAGCUUCCGAUCAAGAUCCUUUACUUCUCCUGCGACAAUCGAUAGCCUCAGAAAGUCCUUGCAUACCCACUACCACAGAAGAUGCAGCAUCCUCAGUAGACCUGAGUCUGGCAACAGCAACCUACCUCCACUUUACCUCACCCCUCCAAGUAUCAAUUCCAUUUACGACUGCCACACGUUUCAUUUCCUCAGACAAACCUGUGAAUCUUCGCAGCAUCUAUUUCGCAUGGCAGCAACGCGAACUAGCAAUCCCAGAAUACAAUGCAUCAUCAACGACAUUGAGCGCGCAAUUGGCGGCAGAGGGCGGCGCUGGUGGUGAAAUCCAAAAUUUGUCAUUUGUAGAACGUUUGGAUCUUAUUACGUGGUUGGAGGGCGCGUCGGACGAAUCGCAAUAUAUUAAGCCUUUAGCUUCAGAUACGUCAAAUGCGACAGCCUCGGCGCAGGUUGCUUCUGGGGCGACUGGGGGAAUAGCACCAGUUACGAGUGGCAUGGGAGGUAGACAGGGAAAGAAUGUUGAUCCUAGGCUAGCAGAGAUCUACAACGGGGAGAGGAGGAUGGGAGAUAGGAAUAGUGUAUUGAGGGGGAUUAAACCUACGGAUUUCUCUCAUGUCCGCAAACUCGCAUCUCCAUUCCUCUCACGCAAAGCUGCACACGCUGCCGCACAAAAUCUAGCAAACAACCCAGCACUCGCUCAUAACCUCAAGCCUGUCCGCCGUCCAGAUCCUAUCAUACUUUUGUCUCCAUCCGCGUCUUCCAUUCUUCGCAUGUCUAAUAUCAAAUCGUUCCUCGAAGGUGGUGCAUUCAUCCCUCCAGAUUCAGCAAGCUCUACCUCCAGUUCUUCGGCCUCAAUUCUACAUAUUUCACGUUUCAUACCUUCCAUAGAUCCUGCGCGACCAAUCCGUUUCAUUAUUGUUGAUACACCAGAGCAAUUUAAGCCCGAGUAUUGGUCAAGAGUUGUAGCGGUCUUUACUACUGGACAAGUUUGGCAAUUCAAGAACUAUAAAUGGCCACAGCCUACAGAUCUAUUCAGGAACACUCUAGGCUUGUUCGUAGGAUUCAGAGGAGAAAGUCUUCCGGAUACAGUUAAGGGAUGGGGAAGUGGAGUUUUGGCUUCGCAAGUCGAAAGGUGGGCUCCACAAGCAGGUCCAGCUAGUAGAUGGAGGGAUAAGGAAGUGGUAGAGAAUAUUUGGAAAGCAAUUGAGGGGAAUAUGAAGGCUAGAGGAUGGAGACGGGAUUCUGGUCCAAUCAAUUGA
Botrytis fragariae is the source of this 3579-nucleotide messenger RNA. Its product is annotated as putative rna polymerase ii-associated protein. Gene Ontology annotation, molecular function: RNA polymerase II complex binding; ubiquitin binding. NCBI's taxonomy places the organism in Eukaryota, Fungi, Ascomycota, Leotiomycetes, Helotiales, Sclerotiniaceae. The coding region runs from base 1 to 3579 and encodes 1192 amino acids. The transcript is spliced from 8 exons. Gene Ontology annotation, biological process: positive regulation of transcription elongation by RNA polymerase II; transcription elongation by RNA polymerase II. The record is from RefSeq and is a predicted model, not a curated record. Gene Ontology annotation, cellular component: Cdc73/Paf1 complex.